Molecule: messenger RNA, 1263 nt
Organism: Plasmodium vivax (malaria parasite P. vivax)
Lineage: Eukaryota; Apicomplexa; Aconoidasida; Haemosporida; Plasmodiidae
Product: tubulin tyrosine ligase-like protein 1, putative
Exons: 3
Coding region: 1-1263 (420 amino acids)
Biological process (GO): protein polyglutamylation; microtubule cytoskeleton organization
Cellular component (GO): cilium
Molecular function (GO): tubulin-glutamic acid ligase activity; tubulin binding; ATP binding
Source: RefSeq, a predicted model, not a curated record
AUGUGCUGGUCCGAGAAGGACUGGAUAAACGAGGUGUAUGACAGUCUGUCCCUGAGGAACAACCAGUACGUCAACCACUUCAGGAACUACUACGAGCUGACGCGGAAGGACCUCCUAGCCAAGAACAUGAAGAGGCUGAAGAAGCAACAAGAGAAGAUGAAAAAUGAGGAGGAGCUGAAGCUGCUGGACAUCACCCCCGUGACGUUCGUCCUGCCCCUCGAGUACAAGCUAUUCCUGGAGGAGUACAAGCGAAGGGGCAACCGCGUGUGGAUUAUGAAGCCGAUCGGCAAGUCGCAGGGGAAGGGGAUCUUCCUCUUCAGCAAAAUAUCGCAGAUAAAGAGUUGGAGCGUCGGCCGCCCGGCGGAGCGCAGCAGAGCGGGGGCAGCGGCGGCAGCGGCGGAAGUGGCAGAGCGGAACAGAGCCGCCGAACUGGCGGAGCGGAACAACGCCGUGGCAGCCGCCGAACUGGAAAAACCACCGGAGGGAGACCCCUCAGCGGAGAGGCCGGAGCAGUACAUCGUGCAGGAGUACAUCCCCAACCCCCUGCUGAUCGGCGGGAAGAAAUUUGACAUCCGCCUGUACGUCCUCAUCGUGUGCUACUCCCCCCUGACGAUCUACCUCUACAGGAGUGGCUUCGCCAGGUUUGCCCACACGUAUUUUAAAAAUGAAAAAAACCACAUGACAGAUGUAACCAUGCAUCUGACGAACGUAUCUAUACAGAAGAACGCGGAGGGAUAUGAUGAUAACGUAGGGGGCAAAUGGUUUGUACGAGAGUUGUUCCUCUACAUGAGCAGUCGCUAUGGGUACGAUCGAGUCAUGCAGCUAAUUGGAGACAUAGAAAAUUGCAUCAUUCAGUCGUUCCUAGCAGUUCAUAAAAUCAUAAUAAAUGAUAGGCACUGCUUUGAACUGUAUGGGUUUGAUAUCCUAAUCGAUAGCAAUUUGAAGCCGUGGCUCAUCGAGGUGAAUUCGUCUCCUUCUCUCUCGGCCAACACCCAGGAGGACUACACACUUAAAUUUAACAUGCUGGAUGAGCUCAUGUGUUUGAUUAAUUUGGAGCAGUACCCCCUGCCGGAGACGGACCGCGUUGGGGACUUCGACUGCAUCUACCGCGCGGGCAGGCGGGUCCUCUCCCCCCGGCCCCACAACUUCUUCUCCCGCCUGGGCGCGCAGCUCUCCGGGACGGAGCACCUGAAGCAAAUGGCGAAGGAUAUCAAACGGGGCAUGGGCACCGCGGGCGGGCCCGAAAAAGGAGGCGCACCAUGA